AUUGUUCCGAAUCCGAAUCGGACAAUUUGGGUCACAGCCGGGCCCGGCAACUAAACCCACGCUGAACGGUGCGCAAUGCGCACCCUUUACCUCUCUAACUAACCCUAGUUAAGGCCUCCCAGACUCUAUAUAACCAAUACCCGAGCUACGCGCUGUCUGCUCAAUUCUCAUCCAAAUCGGCCCUUCUCGAAAAAAAAUUCUCUGUUAGGUUUUUUUUUUUAUCAUAACAAUGGCUUCCGCCGAUCUUGAGUACCGCUGCUUCGUCGGUGGCCUGGCCUGGGCUACCACCGACGAGGCUCUCCAAGAAGCCUUCAGUCACUACGGCGAGGUCCUCGAAUCGAAGGUCAUCAACGAUCGGGAGACAGGGAGAUCUCGUGGAUUCGGAUUCGUGACCUUCAGGGACCAGCAGGCGAUGAAGGAGGCGAUCGAAGGGAUGAACGGCCAGAAUCUCGAUGGUCGUAACAUCACCGUCAACGAGGCACAGUCUCGCUCCGGUACCGGCGGUGGCGGAUACAGGAGUGGUGGUCCUCGCAGAGACGGCGGUGGCGGUGGAUAUGGCGGUGGAGGUGGAUACAACCGUGGAUACGGAGGAGGCGAUCGCGGCGACGGUGGCUAUGGAGGCGGUGGUUACGGCGGUGGCCGGGACCGCGGUUACGGCGGCGGCGGCGGCGAUGGUGGAUCUCGCUACUCGUCGAGGGGCGGUGGUGGCUCCGAUGGAAACUGGAGGAGUUAAAGGUGGGAGGAUUAGGUUUGGUCCAUGGAAUGGAAUCGUCUUCUUCAAUUUCGUUGUUAGAUUUGCGGUUACUUUGCUUGUCCAGGUUCUGUGUCUUGUUCGCUGUGGGUUACUGUUCUGGUUCUGGGUUACUGUUCGCGUUCGGGUUCGGGUUCGGGUUCGGGUUCGGGUUACGGACGCGCCAUGGAUUUGUUGUGUUGUGAGUCUGGAAAAUGAAUGAAUGGAAAUCGAGUACUUAUCUUCAUUUU
Messenger RNA from Linum tenue, 981 nucleotides. The record is from the annotation of a GenBank genome assembly. Lineage: Eukaryota; Viridiplantae; Streptophyta; Magnoliopsida; Malpighiales; Linaceae.